UUGGUUGUCGUGCUUUGUUGGCGGUGGAAGAGGCCUUGCUUCUCCGGCAGCGGGGCGGCCGAUCUUCCGGAGGACAGGACCGUCGAUGUGCCGUUGGCGCAGACCGGCGAAGGUAUCGCUGAAUCUGAACUGCUUCAGUGGUUUGUUAACGAGGUCCAGCCGCUCUGUGAAGUUGACGAGUUCGAGCCGCUCUGUCAAGUUCAGUGCGACAAGGCCGUCAUUAAAAUCACAGGCCAUUACAGAGGAAGAGUCUCUCGGAUGCUCUACGUUCCUGGUGACAUUGUGAAGGUUGGGGAGACUCUUCUAAAGAUGGUGGUGGACGAAUCGCAGGUUCCUGUGCAGUCAGUUGACUCCGAGGUUCAAAUUCAGGUGAAUGGGAAUCUCGAGGGUGAGUUGUCAUCUGGUGCUGAUUUGAACACAACUGGUGAGGCAUCUUGCUAA
Messenger RNA from Linum tenue, 441 nucleotides. NCBI's taxonomy places the organism in Eukaryota, Viridiplantae, Streptophyta, Magnoliopsida, Malpighiales, Linaceae. The record is from the annotation of a GenBank genome assembly.